Patiria miniata (bat star) is the source of this 2776-nucleotide messenger RNA. RefSeq names its product glutamine-dependent NAD(+) synthetase-like. Gene Ontology annotation, biological process: NAD+ biosynthetic process. The record is from RefSeq and is a predicted model, not a curated record. Lineage: Eukaryota; Metazoa; Echinodermata; Asteroidea; Valvatida; Asterinidae. Gene Ontology annotation, cellular component: cytoplasm. Gene Ontology annotation, molecular function: ATP binding; NAD+ synthase (glutamine-hydrolyzing) activity; glutaminase activity.
UACAGCAUGUGUUCUGCGAUCAUAGCGUCAACACAGCGUCAAGUUCAACACACGCAGAAGGACGACCCCUCGUAAUUUGAAGGUUUUAAAGCCAUCCAGAUUCAACCAUGGGAAGAAAGGUUACGCUCGCAACGUGUACGCUGAAUCAGUGGGCAAUGGACUUCGAAGGAAACUGCAAACGAAUUCUGAAAAGCAUUGAAAUUGCCAAAUCAAUGGGUGCAAAAUAUCGCCUUGGCCCAGAACUAGAAAUAUGUGGCUAUGGAUGCAACGAUCACUUCUAUGAGUCCGAUACCUGCCUGCAUUCCUUCCAAGUCCUGGCUGAGCUCCUCAAGUCAAAGGUCACUGAGGACAUCAUAUGUGACGUCGGCAUGCCUGUUCUUCACAAAGGUGUCCGCUACAACUCCAGGGUGAUCUUUCUGAACAGGAAAAUACUGUUGAUCAAGCCCAAGACUGACAUGGCCAACUAUGGCAACUACCGUGAGCUGCGAUGGUUCAAGGGUUGGGCCAAGGAACGCGUGGUGGAAGAGUACUUCCUGCCAAGGAUGAUUACAAGGAUUACAAAUCAGACGACAGUUCCCAUUGGAGAUGGUGUUAUUUCCACCCGAGACACAUGCAUCGGGACAGAGGUCUGUGAAGGCCUGUGGACAGCUAAUAGCCCACACAUUGGAAUGUACUUGGACGGAGUUGAGAUUAUCACCAAUGGUAGCGGCAGCCAUCAUGAACUCCGCAAAGGUCACGUGGUUACUGACCUGGUCAAAGCAGCCACAUACAAGUGUGGAGGUAUCUACAUGUAUUCCAAUCUGAGAGGGUGCGAUGGGGAGAGAGUUUACUACGAAGGUGGAUCGCUGAUUAGCAUCAACGGCAGCAUUGUCAAGGGAGAUGAUUUCUCACUCCGAGAUGUGGAUGUCAACGUGGCUACCUUGGACCUUGAAGACGUCCGAGCCUACAAAGCUCAGAUCAGCAGCAACAACCAGUCCUCUGCAAGUGUUCUGAAGUCCUUCCCUCGUAUCAAGGUGGAGUUUGCCCUGUCAGGUGAUGUGGAAUCCUCCCACCGUGUCAGCAAGCCCAUCCCAUGCAUCUUACCCACACCACAGGAGGAGAUAGCCAGAGCCCCAGCCUGCUGGCUGUGGGAUUACCUCCGCCGUAGUGGCCAGGCUGGUUACUUCUUGCCUCUCAGUGGUGGUAUAGACAGCUCAGCCACAGCCUGCAUUGUUGCUUCCAUGUGUCGACUGGUGUGUGCUACAGUCAGUGAUGGAGAUGAGCAGGUGUUGGAAGACGUCCGGCGCAUCACAGCCGACCCCUCCUACCUGCCUACCGACCCACAAGAGCUGGCCGGCAGGAUCUUCUUCACCUGUUACCUAGGCACUGUCAACUCAUCUGUGGAUACGUACACCCGGGCCAAGAACUUGGCUGCCGAGAUAGGAUGUAACCACACAGGCAUCACCAUCGAUUCUGCCGUCAACUCCACUGUCAAUGUCUUCAACAAAGUCAGCGGUAAAGCGCCCCGGUUCCGCACGGAGGGGGGCAGCCCGAGAGAGAACCUAGCCUUACAGAACGUCCAGGCGCGUACCCGCAUGGUGCUAUCCUAUGUCUUCGCUCAACUCAGCCUGUGGGCCAUGGACAAACCGGGGGGUCUGCUUGUACUGGGAUCUGCCAACGUGGAUGAAAGUCUACGUGGGUAUCUGACCAAGUACGAUUGUUCCAGUGCUGACAUCAACCCAAUCGGUGGCAUCAGCAAGAUGGAUCUACGCAGCUUCAUCAAGUAUGCCAUGGAGAACUUCAGUCUGCCGUCACUGAGAGGGAUCAUGGAUGCACCACCAACUGCUGAGUUAGAACCACUCAAGGAGGGACAAGUGGCACAGACAGAUGAGGAGGACAUGGGAAUGACCUAUGCAGAGCUAUCAAUGUACGGUAGAAUGAGGAAGAUUUCCAUGUGUGGACCCUAUAGUAUGUUCUGCAAGCUGGUCUAUGAAUGGAAAGACACCUGUACUCCAUCACAGGUGGCGGAGAAGGUGAAGCAUUUCUUCCGCUGUUACUCCAUCAAUCGGCACAAGAUGACCACGCUGACUCCAGCCUACCAUGCCGAGAGCUACGCCACGGAUGAUAACCGAUUCGAUCUGAGGCAGUUUCUGUACAAUACCAAGUGGUCCUGGCAGUUCAAGUGCAUUGAUGAGGAGGUUAAAAGAUUGAACGAGCAGAAAUCCAAAGAGACUAAGGGACAGGAAAAACAAUCGGAUGUCUCCGAUGGACCGUCCAAAGCUGGCGCUACCCCUAACAAGGUCACCCAAGGUCAAAGGGUCACAGCAAGUAACGAAUCACCCCCUGGCAUCCCCAUGGAACCCACUGUGAUUGUGGCAACGGUGACCAGCGAAGCCGGUAGUCCGUCCGACGAUUCUUCCACUAGCAGUCCAACGUCCGCAGAUGACACGGCCGGCUCCCGAACGAGGAGGAAACGCGGCCACGCUGCCAAAUCCCCCGAGAGCUCGCCCCAGGACGACUCCCCUAAGAAGAGGCGGACAACGGAACUCGGCAACGGCAACAACAAUAACGGGAACGGUAGCCAUAGUGACGGGGAACUGUCGCCGUGGAAACGCAUGGGAAACUGGCUGAAACACCAAGUGUCCAAUGGAGAGAAGCAAAGUAGAAGCAGGAAACGCAACACAAAGACCAAAUAAAAAUAAGUGAUCGCAAAGGGUGAACAUAGACAUAACCAGUGCACUGUUCAAGUUGCAUCCCCGUGCUCUUCAAUAAAUUCGAUUUUUUUUUUUAUUAACCC